Molecule: messenger RNA, 4171 nt
Organism: Liolophura sinensis
Lineage: Eukaryota; Metazoa; Mollusca; Polyplacophora; Chitonida; Chitonidae
Product: inositol polyphosphate multikinase-like
Exons: 6
Coding region: 345-1385 (346 amino acids)
Biological process (GO): inositol phosphate biosynthetic process
Cellular component (GO): nucleus; cytoplasm
Molecular function (GO): inositol tetrakisphosphate kinase activity; inositol-1,4,5-trisphosphate 3-kinase activity
Source: RefSeq, a predicted model, not a curated record
GGAAGGUGAUUUAGAAAGGGAUAUCUUGACACUGUGUCUGUUAGACUGUAUCACAGUACAGUCAAGGGCAUUCAGGGACAAGUUAUAGGUAAAAAAGUUUCAGUGAAUACAUUUAGUGUGUGAUGACUUCAAGUUUUAAUGGUUCUAUAAAAAAUCAGAGUGGUGCUUGAGUCAUGACUAGCACAGUCUGCCAUAUACCCGAACGGGGCUCAGCCGUAACAGCUGAUCUGGAGUGGUUCUGAGUCGAUACUCAUCGCCGUUUUUCAACAAUAGAUGAUUUGCAAUAUCAGCCAUCUUUGAGAUUGAGGGUUCCUGAUUGGAGUGGUAGUCUGCUAUAACCUGUCAUGACCUCUGCUGAUACAGCCUUACUGCCAACUAUGGAGAAAGCUUGGCCAGAUGUAGGGAAAUCCUUCCCAGUUAACGUGGGUGAGGAAAACUCAGGUAAAUUCCUCAGCCAGCAGAGGAGGCCUAAAGAAGAGGGCGAGUGUGACAUAGAGUUACCCCCCGGGACGGUUCCUCUCACAAACCAAGUGGCUGGGCAUCGUAGAGGACCAGGAAGUAUGGUCAUGUUAAAAUGUGAAGGAGGUCAUGUGAUGAAGCAUGUGCAGCCGCCACCAAAAGGUUACAGAGAGGUGGAUUUUUAUCGUAAGAUGUUCCACGUGGACAUGAGAGAUCCUGUACUGCUGAGGUUACGACAACACAUCCCAGCCUUUUAUGGAACUGUCCCUGAAGGCUCCGUUAAAACAGUGAAAUUUUUCAAGAUGGCGGAUGUUACCCAGAAGUUUAUCAAUCCAUGUGUCAGUGAUAUCAAGAUGGGCAGGGUAACCUAUGACCCAUUUGCCACACAAGAGAAACGUCACUACGAGAUUGCCAAGUACCCACCUGGCUUAAACCUGGGCUUCCAGAUGCUAGGAAUGCGGGUCUACCGAGAAAUUGAAGGAAAGUAUGAUGUGUAUGACAGGAAAUAUGGGCGAAGUUUAGCUGAAAAUGAAGUGGUGGAGAAAGGGUUGGCCGUGUUUUUCUCUGGUCAGAAUGGAAUCAGGAGAGAUGCUGUAUGGUGUGUCCUGGCUAAACUUCAUCAGAUAGAGGCCUGGUUUGAGUCCCAGACCCAGCUGGCAUUCUAUGCCAGCUCACUCCUGCUGAUGUAUGAAGGCAACUCUCAAUUACGCCAGUGUAACUGCUCCAGUCCUAUGAGCACGGACACUGGUGUGUCAAAUCACGAGUCAUCCCAAAACUCCCUGACUGCCAUGGUAAAUGGAGAAUCAACAUGUGUCGCCGAUGUUAAAAUGAUUGACUUUGCCCAUGUGUUUGAAACAACAGAAAGGGACGAAAAUUAUCUCUUUGGACUUAGACGUUUAAUAGCCCAUAUAGAAAGGUUAUUGUGAAAUUUUACAGACACAGUUUCAGUAUUUCAUAGGGAGACAAACUGAGAUGUAUUUGAACAGAGUGACUUCCCCUUAAUUCAUCCAAUCCCAUCUUCAUGACUGACGUCUUUCAGUUUUUAUAAUAACUUUAUUCCUUUGCAUUUUUAAUUGAUUAUUUGACUUUACAUUAGUUAUUUAUUCUUAGCACUCAUUGAAAUUUAAAAAUUGUUAUCUAUUAAACCGACAAAACGGUAUUGAAUAUAUGCAUUAUAUUCACGUUUUUCAAAACCACUUGAUGUAUUGUAGAUGUAUUAUGUGUCAUUUUGUUUUACAGUGCAUGUAAUCACUUCACUCACACUGGAUAAUUUGUUCUGUUUGAAUCUGUUUCUUUCCUGAGGCAGCCGGUUAGUGUUUGCAUUUAGCAUAAUUGUAAACAAGUUAAGUUUAUUAGUUACCAUUCAUUAACUCACUGCUCUCUGAUUCAACGAUUUUCUUCACUAAUUCUGGACAGAACAGACCUGUAAUAUUACUCUAUGCUGUAUUACGGGUACUCCAGACUACAUUUUCCAGGUUCUAUGGGUGCUUUGUUCUGUAUCGUGGGUACUUUGUUCUGUAUCACUGGUACUCAGUAAUGUGUUACGGGUACUCUGUUCUGUGUUAUGGUUGCCUUGUACUGUUUUCCGUGCACUCGGUACUGUAGUACGGGUGCUCUGUACUGUAUUAUGGGUACUUUUUACUGUAUUACUGGUACUCUGUACUGUGUUAUGGGUAGUCAGUACUGUAUCACGGGUACUUGAAGUAUUACAAGCGAGGUAUUUUAAUGCAUGCUCCAGUAUUUAUAGAGAAGACCUUUUUAUGUAUACUGGUAAGUUAUAUUUGUGUUAUUAGUGCAAAUUAUAGCUCUGAAUAUAAAGGGACAGAAGUACAAAUUUCCUUAGCUGGCAUCUACCUGCCUUGAACCAUUUGAUACUCUUAUACCUUAUGUACAUGAAAUUAUGUACAUUAUUUUUACAAAUAAAGUCCUUACAUGUUUAAUUAUGUAUGCUGCAAAAGGUUGAAUUGCCUAUCUUAAUACACAUGUUGAAUUACCUAACUUAAUACACGUUGAAUGUACUAUCUUAAUACACAUGUUGAAUGGACUAUCUUAAUACACAUGCUGAAUUGCCUAUCUUAAUACACAUGUUGAAUUUCCUAUCUUUAUACACAUGUAGAAUUGCCUAUCACAAUACACAUGUUGAAUUGCCUCUCUUAACACACAUGUUGAAUUGCACAUCUUAAUACACAUGUUGAAUUGCCUAUCAUUAUACACAUGUAGAAUUACCUAGCUUAAUACACAUGUUAAAUUGCCUAUCCUAAUACACAUGUUGAAUUUACUAACUUAAUACACAUGUAGAAUUACCUAGCUUAAUACACAUGUUAAAUUGCCUAUCUUAAUACACAUGUUGAAUUGCCUAUCUUAAUACACAUGUUGAAUAGACUAUCUUAAUACACAUGUUGAAUUGCAUCUCUUAAUACACAUGUUGAAUUGCACAUCUUAAUAUACAUGUUGAAUUGCCUAUCAUUAUACACAUGUAGAAUUACCUGGCUUAAUACACAUGUUAAAUUGCCUACCCUAAUACACAUGUUGAAUUACCUAACUUAAUACACAUGUUGAAUUGCCUAUCUUAAUACACAUGUUGAAUUACCUAACUUAAUACACAUGUUGAAUGGACUAUAUUAACACACAUGUUGAAUUGCCAGUCUUAAUACACAUGUUCAAUAGACCAUCUUAAUACACGGUGGAUUGCCUAACGCAAUACACAUGUUGAAUUGACCAUCUCAAUACAUGUGAUGAAUUGACAUCUUUAUACACAUCAGGUAUGUCUUAAUAAAAGUGAUGAAUUGCCUGUUUUAAUACACACGAGGAAAUGACUUAAUACACAUCAGAACUAUCUUAAUACACAUGAGGAUUUGACUAUAUUAUUACAUACGAGGAAUUGACUAUGUUAAUGAGGUAUUGUUUAUUAUACACGUGUUCAAUUAUGUGUUAGGCCUACAUAUUUUGAAAGAAAGAAACUUCAUAUUUGCAGAAGUGAAUUAUACUGAAAAUAGGUAGUACAGGGUAGUUAAUACUGGCAAAUACCUAGUUAAUAUAGACCAGGUCUAACGUGACUCAUCAGAGCAUUGCAAUUGUGGUGAACGCCGCACGCGAGGUGCACGCCGCACGCGACCCUGCACUUGAGCAAAUGUUGAACGUGAACAAUGACAAUGCGACACCAUACACAACUGUUUCUGACUAGAAAUUUCCUGCAAAAUGCGGGUAUUGACCUCAUGGAGUGGUCAUCUAGAUCACCUGAUCUCAAUUCCAUCGAACGGGAUACUCUUGGAAGAAGUUUUCAUGACUUGAGACGUCAACCUGAGCUGGGCGCCAUGUUGGUAAAGAGAAAUAGAAAUAAUAGGCUUAACUUUUCUUAAAGAAAACAUUUUGGAUUCUGAAAUCAACUGAUAUCUGUGUGAACGUAAAGAUAGGGAUAAUGAAGGGGGAGUGGACAGUUGCAGACUUACGAACGGCGGUAUGAUCUUGAAAACAGUAACAUAGAAGCAGUAUGACCCCCAAACUCUCUUUAAAGGAGAAGAAAACUUAAAACAUGACACUAUAGGCAGAGAAGAGCACAUUUUAUACUAUCUGGUGGUGCCUGCUGCAUAAUUUUGUGAUUCUUCCUCCGCCAUACACGUAAAGCCUGAAAACGGAAAAGCUGGUAUAAAUCGCUGGGUCCAUCGCGUCCUCCAUCUUUAACACGCUGUAAUUUAUACUGGGGUGUGUUGCC